GCAAUAGGUCCCCUGUGGCCCCGAGGCUAAAUGGAGUGAUGGCUUCACGUGCAAAACAUAAUACGGAAGUACCGACAGGCGUUCUGGUUUCAAUAUUUGAUGACACUAUUUCACAGGAAGUUCGUCCUAGUCACUGUCAGCAGAUGUACAAUGAACAGACUACUGGGUCGGCCCAUGAAAAACCUUCUAGAGCUACUACUACUGAUAAUAAUACUAAUACAAUUGCUGUUAGCCUAGGCCUAGAAUCGGAUGAUACUGCAUCGACUGCUUUAGGGAGCGCGAUGGAGCGUGCUGGCGAUGGAUCACAGGUUGUGGGGACAUCUGAUGAUGUGCGACUGUGUGGCUUCCUAAGUAAACAAGGAGACAGAGGCUUGAUUAGACCUUUUAGAACAAGAUGGUUUGUGUUUGAUCAGCAUACCUGUCGUUUGUAUUACUACAGAACCAAACAAGAUCUGUUACCGCUUGGACACAUCGACAUUUCUAAUGCCUCUUUCACAUUUGACGUUGGCUGCCAGGAGAGUGGCCAGUUCAAUUUUGAUAUCAGCUCUGACGGACGGCAAUACCACCUACAGGCUAAUGAUAGGCACACAAUGAUGUACUGGCUUCAGGAACUUCAGGAAAAGCGUAGACAGUUCAGUUUGCUGCAGACUUGCCUUGCCCGUACUAGGAGCAACCACAAGGACACUUCAAAACAGUAUUCAACUACUGGAUUAGUCAGCACCCAGCGAUCAAAGGCAGCCAUACAAAUUGGAUCACAGAAUCAAAGUCAAGUUUACUCUCAAAUCCUCAAUCCCCUGGAACCACCAAAACAUUCAGUCGGAGAAGCGGCCACGCAGUCCAACCCUAAUGUUGGGAUGUUUAACACUGCAUUCAGCAAUCUCAGAAGUCAAAUGUCCCAAAUAAGCUUGCCUUCAAGAAAAAGAACGUCAAGUGGGCAGGAAACUAUAGUGACCAGCAAACGUGGAUCAGGGAUCGAUUUCCAGACCUCAACAGAAAUGGAACCAGCAACAACUGAGGGGCAACGAGCCAAGUCCAAGGAGGGUUUCAUGUCAAAUUUUAGGAGAAAGACUCCUCCAGUCUCUAAAAGUAGCUCUUUGACGUCCAGUAGCCCCAGCUUGGACAGUGCAUGUGGGAAAUGUCAGCAGCUUCAAAACCAAAUCUCAUCGUUGGUGGAGGAGAGUGAAGCAAUGGAGAAUGAAUUCAAAGCAAAACAAGAGUUGAUUACAGUGCUCCAUCAGCAGCUAACUGCUGCUAGUUUAGAAAAAGCAACAAGCUUCCAGUUCCUGGAAUGUAAAACAGACCAAGAAAAGUUGAUGAUAUUGCAACGUAAAAAUAAACAACUUGUUCAAUUGGAGCAACUGCUAGAGGAGCUGAACAGUGACAGAGAUGCAAUAAAAGAACAAUUCAGAACAUGUGAACUUGAAGUUAAGGGUUUAAAAGAGCAAGUGAACAUGUUUCAGGAACUAGUAAUGGCUAAGGAUGAGAUAGUUAUGUCUCUUACAUCAAGGGUACAAGAACUUGAGAACCGAGGUCCCGUAUUAGCUACUUAUACCAACUCAGUUGUAGAUUGUAAUAAGACAAGUGACCAAGGAAAUGGACUUGACGUGGGAAGCGAUUUUUCAAGCAGUGUUGCGCUGGCAACAUCAAUAGACCACCCAAUUCCUCAGUCAUUGGUCAACCUUCAAGAACUUGACAAGCUAAAGGAUUCUUUGCAAGCAUACGAAACACAAAAUAAAUUUUUGAACAAGGAGAUCCUUGAGUUGAACCAACUACGUGCUAAUGAUAGUUUGAGAGAAAAAUCUUUAAUUUACAACAAGACCGAGUUGGAAGCUAAUUACUGCAGGAUCAACAGCAAAUAUUUGCUUUUACUUAAAGAACUGAAAACACCACAAAGAGACGGUGUACCCCAAGCGGAUGAUAUCAUUUCACGUCUCCUCCAAGAAGCAAUUGAUGGCGAUGUUUCAGCUCCUGUGGAGAAUACCAAGAGUGAUCUAACCAGGUUUGAAGAGUAUGACGAGUAUGGGUUCAGUAUAACAGCGGAAGGAGACAAUGAAGAUACACUCAGCUCAAGGGCUGCUCAGUUCCAAAGAAGAUCAGAUGAAAUAUCGGCAAAGAUGAGAGAUUUGGAGAUAUCAUUGUCAGUUAAGUGGGAGAACUAUUUUGUGAAUCUCGGAGACAGAGAACUUGUGAAAACUGCUGAACUUAAGGCACUGGUGCGACAAGGAAUCCCUCAUGAAUUUAGAGCUAAUGUCUGGAAAGGAUGUGUAGAUUCAUUUGUGAAGAAAGAUAGAGAAAAGUUUGGCCUUGGUUACUACAUGAAACUCCUGGACACAAAGAAAUACCAACGCAGUCCAGCAGCUAAGCAAAUUGAGUUGGACUUGCUGAGGACCUUACCAACCAAUAAGCAUUACUUAAAUAUGGACUCAGAUGGCAUUCCUAAGCUGAGGAAGGUACUGCUGGCUUAUAGUGUUCAUAAUCCAAUGAUAGGCUAUUGUCAAGGGCUGAACCGACUGGCAGCCCUUGCUUUACUAUACCUGAAUGAAGAAGAUGCUUUCUGGUGUAUGGUUGCAAUCAUUGAACGCAUUAUGCCACCGGACUAUUACAGCAAGACUCUGAUUGGCUCACAGACUGAUCAGCGUGUCUUCAAAGAACUCUUAAGUGAAAAGAUUCCACGUUUAAAUGCUCAUCUUGAUCGCGAAAAUGUGGAUCUCUCUUUAGUAACUUUUAACUGGUUUAUUACAAUAUUCUGUGACAACAUCCCAGCAGAGACAAUGCUUCGAGUUUGGGACACAUUUUUGUUUGAAGGCAACAAGGUGCUCUUUCGUUUUGCCUUAGCGUUUUUUAAAUACCAUGAAGAAAAGUUACUGCAGAUGACUGGAUAUAUAGAUAUCUUCAACUUCCUCCGGCAAAUGCCUUCGACGAUGACAGACAUUAAAAGUUUAUCCCAGAUUGCCUUUUAUGAAUUGAACCCGUUUCCAAGACGACUCAUUAACAACAAGAGGCAAUUUCACAGAACACAAGUUUUGCAUGAACUGGAAGAACUGGAUGCUAUUCGAGAGGAGUUUGUGGUCAGCAGACCAAAUGCAGUUGUUGAUGGAGUAAUGAGUGAUGAGGAAGACGAGUACACAAUCAUUGAUGCAAUGGGCAACUGACUUUCAUCCUAAAGCAUGAACUGGAAGAACUGGAUGCUAUUCGAGAGGAGUUUGUGAUCAGCAGACCAAAUGCAGUUGUUGAUGGAGUAAUGAGUGAUGAAGAAGACGAGUACACAAUCAUUGAUGCAAUGGGCAACUGAGUUUCAUCUUACAGUGCUGAUGCUUUCUACAGCAAUCUCUUAAGGAGGCUUACGAUUUGAAAUGACGAUGGGCCUAGAGUCAUCCAUGCAUUUGAAUACUAGAGUUUAACCUGAAUUCUUGUUCAGUUUGGUCUGAAUCUCGGUUGUGUGAAGACUUUGUAGUAGUGAACACGUUGAUCCAUCCUGGAUUAAUGUUCUCCCUCCAAAUAGAAGACUUUUGAUUACUAUAAAGACACAUAGCCUGUCAUGGGCAGGUUUGUGACAACUAUAGAGCAUGCCUAGUCUCGUAAUUAAUAUUCAAGAAUGUUUCAUAAUUUCUAUUUUCAUCUCUCUGCAUUUCACAAACCAUACAAAUUGUUAUGGCAUAUGGAAAAGGAUUAUAGAUAAUAGUCUUUCAAAAGUUCCGAAGACACAGGAGCCCAUCACAAUACAGCUAUUGCACUAGCCAUAUCGUAGGAUAUGACACAUUAGCUUCUCUCUGAUUGAUCUGAGCAGCAACGGACUUCAUGUAGAUAUCACAUCCCAGAUUGAUACCUCAUGAGGUGGGAUCUAAACACGAUGAGUAAAAUUUUGGCUGUGCAAUGUAUUAGGUGAUCAAAUUGGUGGGGUCCUUCUGGUGGUAAUUAGGCAGGAGACAGUCCCAACUCUUUUCGGAAGAGUGUACUGCAUUCUUUAACAUGCACAUUCGCCAUAUUGCACACAGGACCAACAGCCUAAACGUCUCUUCCGAAAGACAAUCCGUUUUGUUUUACACCGGUUAUCAGCCCUCCAGCUGAAACGCAAGGAGAGCAGUACAUGCAAUUGAACAGAGAACCGAAGGUUUACAAUGGAUCUCAGCUGUUUAGGCCACUCACAAUGGAUGAUUGUCUUACAAUCUUGGGUAUCUUAGAUUUAAUUACCAUAUUGUAAAUGAAAAAUAAAAAGAGAAUAAUAUACUGUAAAUGUUGAAUAACCUUUUAAGAAAAAAUAGUAUCUAUUAUGUACAUAAAUGUCAGUACUAACCUAUAUUAUAUUCAUAAAGAAUUAAAAAAAAAUAUAUAUUUUACAGGUCUCUCUCAAAUUAAGGCUACUUUUCCCAAGUAAACUAAUGUCUUUUAUAUUUAUUAUUCUAAUUAGAGACCAAAGCUGCUAAAGACCAAGAAAUCCCGGUUCCAGAAAUAGUCUUCAAUUGAAGGGAGACCUGUAGUGGCUUUAAGAAGUAUAUUCAUGUCCAAUUUAUUUUAAAGAUUACGGAAUAAAUAAAUGUAUAUAUUAUUAUUGAUUCUUCUGUAAAUGAAUUACUGCGAGUACUUAAAAAUAUAUUACUACUGUUUAUGUAUAUCCUUCUUUACCAUUGUUUUAAUGUUUAAUGUCGAACUAUUGUAGUAGGGGGUAUUAAUAAUGUAUUAUUAUUAAGAUAAUGGCAUUUAUAUGGUGCCUUUAUUGUUAUUAUUAUUAUUAUCAUCAUCAUCAUCAUCAUCAUCAUCCAACUAGAGAGUAUUAUUAAUGAUUAUCAUCAUCAUCGUUACUAAUAUUUUUUUCCAUUUUAAAUAUUCUACUUGUCUAGUUUUUAACAAAAACAGGAAAACAUUGGAUAGUUUUUCAAUUAUUAUUUUAUUAAUUUUUAUUGCAUUCUUUCAAUUUUAUUGUACUAAUAUGUAUGCCAUAUUGUGUUCAAAUAAGGUACCAUAUAUGUGGAUUGGAGUACCAUGAUGAGUAAUAUGUAUUUGAUAAUUGGUGUGUGUGUGUGUGUGUAUGUUAUACUGUAUAAAAGAGAAAAGUAUACUAUGAGCUUCUGUUUCCAAAUUAACCUUCUUUUGCGUCUUCAUCACCAUUCACAUCAUUAGCACCGUCACUAACUUCGCCGUCACCAUCAUCAUCUCAAAUAUCGCCUUCCCCACCACCGUCACCACCAUCGUGGAAAAUCAUCGUCACGCAUGGUCACCACUAUCAUUACUAAACUUGCCACCAGCCAUUAUGACCAUCACUGCUACCAGCAUCGCAAAUAUAAUCAACAUUUCUUUCUACCACCUUCAUCACCACCACCAACGUUGUCGUCGUCAUCAUCUUCAACGUCCUCAGGAUCGUCGUCAUAUGUUUUAUGUGUGCGGAUGGGUAUCAUUCUUUAUAAAACGUAGCAUUGACCAUUACCAUAAAAUAUGUUAUAAGCUUUUAAUAUUAUUGUAAAAUCAAUUAAAGUUAUCAAACACAGUUAUUCAAUUUUCUCGUUAAUUUUGAUUGAAGAAUGAAAUUAAAACUCUAAAUUUUGCUUGCAUUGGACCUUCCCCUUACAUCGACGUCUACCGUAUGAUUCAUCAGUUUCAACACUUAUAUGUAUUCAAAUUAUAAAUGUUCUGAAUUAUGGAAAAUUAUAAAUUCUCUUGAAAUGCAGAAAAUCGCAUUAGUCGUAGUCUUUCAACAUAAUGUGUCAGUUGUAUGAAUUCGAUAUCAAUGGUUUUAUUGCCGUCCCAGUGGGAAACCUAAUGACCAAUAAUAGUUGAAAUGCAUUUUAGUAUGUUUUUAUUAUGUAAAACAUUUAUAUAUUUAGAUCGACAAAAAGAUGUGCAGAUUUUGUUGUACAUAUUUCUGAAUAAAACAAUUGGUGGGAAAGCUCACAUUAAUAUUUGGGUUAUUCACAUUUAGAGUUCAGUACAAUAAAAAAAAAAUGCUCGACAAAAAAACGAAA
This is a messenger RNA of Anneissia japonica, 5957 nucleotides long. RefSeq names its product TBC1 domain family member 2B-like. The coding region runs from base 39 to 3152 and encodes 1037 amino acids. The record is from RefSeq and is a predicted model, not a curated record. NCBI's taxonomy places the organism in Eukaryota, Metazoa, Echinodermata, Crinoidea, Comatulida, Comatulidae. The transcript has 28 exons.